AUGGAUUCACAACACCGCGUGGGCAAGGCCGCGAGGCUGAUGAGGAAGGGCUCCGUGCGGGAUGCCCAAAAAGUGUCGAAAUUGCAACGGUCGCUCAAUAACAACGAGGAGACCUCGCGUACACAGAGUGUGCAGACGAGGCUCAACGACAAGUCUCUUGCCCCUUCACCCAUCGUCACCCUGGUGGUGGGCGCAGAGGCACGGCUGUUUGCAGCGCACGAAGAUGUGCUCUGCCAGUCGCCCUUUUUCGAGAGGGUGAUUCGGAGCAACUUCACCGAUGCGCAGAAUAGAAGGAUCUCCCUCCCGGACGAGGAGCCAGAGGUCUUCAGCGGAAUCCUCGAAUAUCUCUACAAGGGCGACUAUUACCCCCGCUUGUUGCACAACAAGCAGCGCAACUCUUGGGAGCUCGAGGACUCGCUUCCCCGUCGGGUCACCCCCCAAACCUCCCCGACGAUCAACGACUCACCUAAAUUCGGAGGUGGCCGCGCAGGCCAAACCCCCCAGACCCCUGCGGCUGUCGAGGCGACCGUGUUCCUCUCGGGCAUCGGCCAGCACAUCCUUCGCGACACGGCCAUCUACUGCGCUGCUGAUCGCUUUGGGCUGGAGGAGCUCAAGAGGCUGGCGCUGCGGAAGCAAGGAUUGCAGGCCGGCAUCGACGUCGGCACCAUCCUCCGCAGCGCGCAGUACUGCUACGCCAACACGCCCGACUCAGACAGCCGUCUGCGCGCCCAUUACCUAGCACUCAUCAUCCGGUGCCGCAAGACCUUUAAGCGCAGUGGCACCAUGCAGGCCGAGAUGGAGAAGUGCGGCAGCGACAACGUGUACGGCGAGGGAAGUGGGAAGUUGUUCUUUGAUCUGUUUGUUGCCAUGUGCAACCACCUCGACGACGUCAUCGAUGCGAGCAACGCGCGGACCCCCAAGACGAUCUAA
Podospora anserina S mat+ is the source of this 930-nucleotide messenger RNA. RefSeq lists its product as uncharacterized. The record is from RefSeq and is a predicted model, not a curated record. Lineage: Eukaryota; Fungi; Ascomycota; Sordariomycetes; Sordariales; Podosporaceae. Gene Ontology annotation, molecular function: protein binding. The transcript has a single exon. Bases 1 to 930 code for a protein of 309 amino acids.